AAAUACUCUGGGACGGAGGUAAUAUAUUCUUUGGUGUACCUUGGAUUUAAAAACCCCAAAAUUUCAGAUGAGUAUUGUCUACAAAAACACAACCCAGGGCAAGUCUCUCCCGUGCGAGCAAGAACGGCGGCUAAAUUAUGGCCGCUCUGAGAAGGCUUCAGAACGUAACAACUCAUUUCUCAGAACCCUCCGCCUUUCUCUUUCUUUCUCGGAGAGGCAUCGCUUCCAAGCUCUUCGUCGGAGGCCUUUCAUUUUUCACCACAGAUAAGGUAUUGACGGAGGCAUUUUCUCAGUAUGGACAAGUCAUUGAAGCUAAAGUUGUCACUGAUAGAGUCUCAGAAAAAUCAAAGGGUUUUGGGUUUGUCACGUAUGCAUCGCAUGAUGAGGCAGAGACGGCCCUUACAGAAAUGAAUGGGAAGCCUUUACAGGGGCGCGUUAUCUUUGUUGACCAUGCGAGACCCAAGACGUUUGGUGAGAAUGACAUGCCGAUCGCCAGGGGACCUCCAACAAAGAAGAGCGACAAUGAAGAGGUUGCAAAGGAAGAAGAAAUUGAAAAGCCCAGAUAGGCACUACCUUGACUUAUUUUUUUCUUCAUAUGCUGCUAUAGUACUAAAGCUUUUUCCAGUCUCUUUUUCUUAUGUGUGUCCAAAAACAGAGAGCUGCCCGAAACUCGCCAACAUUGGGCAGGUCUGGUGUACCUUCCCAUGCGCUUGGCGGGCAUGGGGUCCGGUAUAUGUAGUCCGAUGGACAUGGUUAAUCAAUAUAGGAGAAGAAAAAUUCAUUGGAACAUUCUAUUAGUUGAAUUAAACUCUCACUAUCUAA
This is a messenger RNA of Cuscuta campestris, 822 nucleotides long. The record is from the annotation of a GenBank genome assembly. NCBI's taxonomy places the organism in Eukaryota, Viridiplantae, Streptophyta, Magnoliopsida, Solanales, Convolvulaceae.